AUGACUUCGAUCUUCCAUUAUGGUCUGUCAAGAGACCUUUCCCUAGCAUUAAACGAAGCUGAUGAUUUUAAUGUAAUUAUUCAAGUUGGCGAAAGCCCAAAUACAAAAGAAUUUCGUGUGCACUCGGUCAUUCUUCGAGCACGAUCUCCAUAUUUCAAAAGUGCGUUGUCUUCUAAAUGGAUUACAAAAAAGAAUGAUAUGAUCGUGUAUAAUAAACCCAACAUAACACCAGUUGUUUUUGACAUGAUUAUAAUUGGUAAUGGAACAAAUUGGAACGCUAAGAAUUAUCGAGCAUUGAAAAAAACGUUGAGUUCAUUCAUUCCUCUUAUUCGAUUUGUGGAAAUUUCACCUGAAGAUUUUUUUGAUAAAGUUCGUCCUUAUAGGGCAGCUAUGCCCAAUCAUAUUUAUGAGGAAAUUGAGGAAUUUCAUUAUAAAAAAAUAAUACCGAAAACAAUAACGUUGCCGUCUCGCAUAGGAACGUCAGCAUCAACAAUGAUUGAUCCAUCAACAAUCAUCAAACCUAAACUUGCAACCAUUAUAGCUAAUUGGAUUGACAAAAAUGAUUCUGCCUGUAAUGGACAAGGACCAUUUAUAUUAUUGGUAAGAGUUAAAUCAAAAAAAAUCUAUGGAGGUUUUAAUCCGAUCGGUUACACUUUGAAGGAAGGGCAAUGGUUACUCUCUUCGGAUAGCUUUAUAUUUUCUUUUGAAAAUAAUCAAGAUACGCGUAACAUGAAAAUUGGUAGAGUCAUUAACAAGUCUUAUUCGGUUUAUGAGGAUUAUUACCAAUUUUUCUUUAAUUUUGGAAAUCAUUUACAAGCUUACAAAGGAAAUGGACAAAACUUUUUUUACCUUGGUAAUCAUCGGAUUUAUAGCAAUAUAUUUAAUAGGUCAUGUACUGGUGAUUAUCCUAUUGAAGAAAUUGAAGAAAUGGAAAUAUUUAGCGUUGUUAGGAAAUAA
Funneliformis geosporum is the source of this 957-nucleotide messenger RNA. The record is from the annotation of a GenBank genome assembly. NCBI's taxonomy places the organism in Eukaryota, Fungi, Glomeromycota, Glomeromycetes, Glomerales, Glomeraceae.